CGUGCAAACACCUUUCCUUGCAGAGUGCAGUUGAGAGCUUUGCCUCUGUCCUAGAACAAACAUCCACAUCGUCCAACUUCACCAAAGAAGAGACCUCCGCCCUGGCCACUGUUGUCCUGGAGAGUGUGAAAAGCACCACCCUGGCAGCGUUCCUGAAACCGUCAGCAAAUGUCAGUCAGACUGUCCAGACUGAACGUUUAGAAAUUGAAAGCAAAAUUAUCAAGGAAGAAUGCACUGAAGAAAAUGUGACCUUUCACCUGAGAGCCAAAGGGGACAAGAUGGAGAUUGGGUGCUCCACCAUUGAAGAAUCUGAAUCCACAGGCACCACUGGGGUGGCUUUUGUCUCCUUUUCGGGGAUGGAGUCUCUUUUAGAUGAGAGCUUCUUCCAGGACCCUGAGACCCCUUUGGCCAACUCCCAGAGGAAGUUGAAGGUGAAGAUGAAUUCUCGCGUGGUACAGGGUAUCAUGACUGGGGAGAAGAAAGAUGGCUUCUCUGACCCAGUCAUUUACAUGCUGGAGCACAUUGAGCCAAAGCAGGAAUUUGAGAGGCCUAUCUGCGUUUCCUGGGACACCACUGUGGAGGGUGGUAGGUGGAUGCCCUCUGGCUGUGUGGUCCUUGAAGCUUCUGAGACGCAUACUGUCUGCAGCUGUAAUCAAAUGGUGAACCUGGCCAUCAUCAUGGCUUCUGGGGAGCUCACGAUGGAGUUAUCCCUGUACAUCAUUAGCCAUGUGGGCAUGAUCAUCUCCCUGGUGUGUCUCAUCUUGGCCAUCGCCACCUUCCUGCUGUGUCGUGCCAUUCGCAACCAAAACACGUACCUCCACCUGCACCUCUGCAUCUGCCUCUUCUUGGCCAAGACUCUCUUCAUCUUCGGUGCAGACAAGACUGACAACCAGAUGGGCUGCGCCAUCAUUGCAGGCUUCCUGCACUACCUUUUCCUCGCCUGCUUCUUCUGGAUGCUGGUAGAGGCUGUGAUGCUCUUCCUUAUGGUCAGGAACCUGAAAGUGGUGAAUUACUUCAGCUCUCGCAACAUCAAGAUGUGGUACCUCUGUGCCUUUGGCUACGGGCUCCCAGUGCUGGUGGUGGCUGUCUCUGCCAGUGUGCAGCCACAAGGUUUUGGGAUGCAUAAUCGCUGCUGGCUGAAUACAGAGACAGGGUUCAUCUGGAGUUUCCUGGGGCCAGUCUGUGCCAUCAUCAUGGUUAAUUCCAUCCUCCUGACUUGGACGUUGUGUGUCCUGAGGCAGAAGCUUUCCAGUGUCAACGCUGAAGUCUCAACGCUCAAAGACACCAGGUUACUGACAUUCAAAGCCUUUGCCCAGCUCUUCAUCUUGGGGUGCUCCUGGGUGUUGGGCAUUUUCCAGAUUGGACCCAUGGCUAGUAUCAUGGCCUACCUGUUCACUAUCAUCAACAGCCUGCAGGGGGCCUUCAUCUUCGUCAUUCACUGUCUGCUCAACCGCCAGGUACGGGAAGAAUACAGGGGAUGGAUUACCAGGAAGAUCAAACCCAGUUCUGAGUCCCAGACUUCAGGGAUGGUACUGUCCUCUGUCCCCUCCACUUCUAAAACGGGUUAAAGCUCUUUCUUACUUUCAAAUAUGCUAUGAAGCAAC
This is a messenger RNA of Odobenus rosmarus divergens (Pacific walrus), 1604 nucleotides long. RefSeq names its product egf-like module containing, mucin-like, hormone receptor-like 1 (gene ADGRE1). The record is from RefSeq and is a predicted model, not a curated record. Gene Ontology annotation, molecular function: G protein-coupled receptor activity. The annotation marks the transcript as partial. Lineage: Eukaryota; Metazoa; Chordata; Mammalia; Carnivora; Odobenidae. Gene Ontology annotation, biological process: adenylate cyclase-activating G protein-coupled receptor signaling pathway; cell surface receptor signaling pathway. Gene Ontology annotation, cellular component: membrane. The transcript has 11 exons.